GAGGAAGCUGCGCCCUCCCUCUCUCCAUCCCUUCCCCUUCGUCCCUCCCGGUGCUGGCGGCGGCUCCUCCCUCGGCGUGCGAGCCGCAGCCGCCUGGGAGCGGGGCAGAGGGGCGGCGCGGCGCCGAGCGAGGCCCGCUGUGGUGGUGGUGGUGGCGGCGGCGGCGGCGGCGGCAGGAGGAGGAGGAGGAGGAAGAAGAAGAGGAGGAGGAGGAGGAGCGGGAGCUGCGGACCGGCGCCUCCCCGCAGCCCCGCCGCUGGGCCCCGCCGGCUCCCCCCAUGCCCGUGUGGUGCUGCCGCUGCUCCUUGGCCGGUCCCGUCAGAAAUUACAGCGGCCCUGAAACUGAAGGACAGCUUUUGAAUUCCUUCGUCCAGUAUUUUGGUGACAGCCUUGGGAGGAAAAUUAAAAGAAUGCCUUUAAUAGAAGAAACUGUUCUGCCUGGGGACUCUCUCCUUACUCUGCCUGUAGUAGUAAUAGGGAAUGGACCAUCAGGAAUUUGUCUUUCGUACCUGCUGUCUGGAUACAGGCCGUAUUUGUCUCCGGAAGCUGUACAUCCAAACCCCAUUCUACAUACAAAACUAGAAGAAGCACGACAUCUUUCCAUUGUUGAUCAAGAUCUAGAGUACCUGUCUGAAGGCCUUGAAGGACGCUCUUCAAACCCAGUUGCUGUGCUUUUUGAUACACUGCUUCAUCCUGAUGCUGACUUUGGGUAUGACUACCCACCAGUUUUGCACUGGAAGCUAGAGCAACAUAAUUAUAUUCCCCAUAUAGUGCUUGGUAAAGGACCACCUGGUGGGGCUUGGCAUUCCAUGGAAGGCUCUAUGCUAACAAUCAGUUUUGGAGACUGGAUGGAACUUCCCGGACUCACCUUUAAGGAAUGGGCAGCUAGCAAGCGCAGAAACAUAAAGAGUGACCGUGUAAUGCCAGAAGAAAUUGCUUGCUAUUAUAAACACUAUGUUAAAGUUAUGGGCCUCCAGAAAAACUUCAGAGACAAUGUUUAUAUAACAUCAGUAUCCAGACUUUACCGAGGAGAGGAUGAUGAAGACAGAAGUCAACUAAGUGAAGGUAUUUCAACGCAGCAUUUGGAAAUGAAAGAUGGACAGAAAUCACUGAUCAAGCGAAACUGGGAAGUCAGAGGUUAUCAGCGAGCGACAGAUGGUUCUCAUGUGCCCUUCUGCCUCUUUGCUGAGAAUGUGGCUCUUGCCACUGGAAGCUUUGAUUCUCCUGGCCGACUACAAGUUGAAGGAGAAGACUUUCCUUUUGUGCUUCAUUCCAUGUCUGACUUUGGGGCUGCUAUCAGCAAAGGAAAGCUACGUGGGAAAGCAGACCCUGUAUUAAUUGUGGGUGCCGGACUUACAGCAGCUGAUGCAGUACUGUGUGCCUACAACAACAACAUCCCAGUAAUUCAUGUGUUUCGUAGAAGAGUUACUGAUACAAGCCUGAUUUUCAAACAGCUGCCUAAAAAGCUUUACCCUGAAUACCAUAAGGUCUAUCAUAUGAUGUGUACUCAGUCACACACUGUGGACUCUAAUCUGCAUUCUGCUUACACUAGUUUCCCUGAACACAAUGUACUUUCCUUCAAGCCUGAAAUGAAAUGUGUUCUUCAGAGUGCCUCUGGACUGAAGAAAAUUCUGAAGUUUUCUGUAGCCUUAGUUCUGAUAGGUUCUCAUCCAAACCUUUUCUUUCUAAAGGACCAAGGACAUAGCAUAGGUCAUCACUCAAAUCAGCCCAUCACAUGCAAGGGGAAUCCUAUAGAGAUCGAUCCAUAUACUUAUGAAUGCACUAAAGAAGCAAACCUCUUUGCUUUAGGUCCUCUGGUUGGAGACAACUUUGUACGGUUUUUAAAAGGAGGUGCAUUGGGCAUUGCACGAUGCUUGGCAAUAAGACAAAAGAAGAAACAUGAAUUGAUUGAAAGUGGGGAUGGAGGAGGUGAUGGGGUACCUUAAAUAAGGCAUUAGAAACUUUCACAUAUGAAAUUAGACGUAGUCUAACAAAAUACUGACAGCAAAAGUUGUUAGCAGGCAUAUUUCUGUAUACAAGUAACCUGUACUUGUAUUGUUUGGUAAAGGAUGCUAAUACCACUAUACUUCCUUUUCAAAAUACAAAAAUUUGAUCUGCUGUUACAACUGAUCUCUACUCUACUGGAAUUACUUCCAGAGAAACAGAAAAUGAGACUAACUUCUAUUGACCUGCCUGUCAUCUCUUGCUCAGCUUGAAAGAGCAGACUUCCUCUGGGAAAAAGCAAUGCAUGCCAGAGUGGGUUUAUCUUGUAGUGUCAAACCUGACAAAAUAUUCUUAUCCUGAAAUUAAGAUUUUUUUUUAAAAAAGCAGAAGACUCUUAGUACAAAGUGAUUCUUGGUCCCAAAGCAAAUUUGGAGCCUUCUGUUUGAAGUGAGGAUUUUAUUUAUUUGCCACAGUAAUACAGUAAUGCUUGGAAGGAGCACUUAGUAAAAUGGUCUUUACUAUAUGAAGGAUUUCUCUAAGCAGAGAAGUAUUGGUCAAGAGUUCCAAAUUAUUCAACUUGUAAAUUGGAAUAAAAGAACAGGCAUUCCAGUUUAAUCUUCAGUGCAUGAUUUGACGAUUCAUUCAUGUUUUUUCACACUAUGUCUAGAUUUUGGUGAGUGCAGAAAGACUAUGACAUGAGUGUUCCCCUUCAGUGAUGUGUAUGUUCUGAGAAUACUCAUCAACAUAACCAAUAAAGUACUGAUACAAGUGCUCUUAUUACAGUGUCAAUAUAAUGAAUAGUGUACUACUGAAAAAGAAAUCUAAGUACAUGAGAAAGCUUUUCAUUUUUUUCCUUUUAGCUCAGGAAGACUGAAUGGGAUCACUUGAGUGAUGAAGGUGGGUGGUAGUUAUUAGUGACUCCCAUUUGGCCAAGUACUGGUUGUUUUUUCCUCCUAGAUCAGCACGUAACACAAACUAUUUUGGUCUGCAGUUUUUUGUUGUUGUUUUUUUUUUUUUUAAAUGUCAUGGAAAAGGAUUAUACUUGCAGCCAGCUUAAAGAAAAAAACAUAGUUCAUAUAAAAUAUUAGUUUGCUAUAAAAUACAAAGAUUUAACAGGUACCUACCUCUGAAGUUUUGCGUUUCUGCACCAUAAUGUAAGGCCUGGAUUUUUGUUUAUCUAAACACACUCUAGGGUUAUUGGCUGUAGCAAGGUAAGCAACAGCCAGUUAGAGAAUUAUCAUCCAGAACUCUCAGUAGAUUAAGUGCUUGGUUUUGAUUCAUUACCACGUGCUUUAAUUCAGGUUCAGUGUGUCGAAUAGAUGGUACUACAUUUAGUUUUUCAUUUGGUUUUCAUUCUGUGUUGAAGAAUAUCACAUUAGUUUAAGAUACUGUAUUUGCAUGAUUAAAAUUUCCAUGUUAGAACUUGAGCAGAUUUUAAAAGGAAAUAAGUCUUAGGUUAGACUUCGUGAAACUCCUAGUGCUUGCUGGUAUCCCAGCUUAUUUUCCCAAGUUGUAGAUACCAUAUGCAACAAAUGCCUGUGCUCUGUGCCAACUGAGUUAUUAUUGGGUUCUGUGACUACUGCUGGCUUUUAUGUGUCUAAGGUAAUCAGACUUGCACAGACUUCAGCUGACAAGGCUAAGUAUGCAAAGAUUAAAAUGACUUUUUUUUUUAAUGGAAGGCAAAAGUUAUUUAUGAAAUGAUGCUACUACUGAUAAAUUCUAGUUUAGAGCCAACUGAAUUGCAUAAAUGCAAACAUAAGGAAGGCAGGCUUUAUUUUCUGCAUUGUCUACAAGGUUGAAUUUAACCAUAUAUCUUGAGUAGUUAGGGUUUUUUUUAUGCUGAUUUGAGCUGGCUUUAAUUAUGCUAAAUCCUAGGCUUAUUUAUAAAUGAAUUGAAAUUCUAUAAUUAGCCUUCUUUAGCAGAAACUGUACGUAUAUAUAAAUCUGUCCUAAACCUGUGAUACCUAAUCAUUUUAACUGAGAAUUGGUGUUGCAAGUGAUAAAUACUUGAUUAUAGAACUUUAUUGCAAUUAAUAUAUUGGGAAUACAUCUGCACUGUGAUUAAAUUCCUUCAGUUUUUGUAUAAAUAUAAAUUUCUAAAUGCGGCAUAUUGCAGCAUGUUAGAGCGCGUCCCUUUGUCACCUGAAACAAAAUGCCAACAAUGCAAGGGAAGCGAGGAAGGAAGAGGUCCAAACAGACAGAUCUCUAGCCUCAGCUGCUGCAGCUAUUUAUGGGCUGUGCUCAUGGCAGAGACAAACAUGGUGAGAGAUUUUUGUCCUGCCCAUUGUACAGGUAACUUUCACAGCAGCAUUACAACACCUUGAGUUUUAACUGCUUUCCUCUUUUUGUCAGCCUUCUCAGCAUCUCUGAGAUAAGAUAGUAAGACACGUUAGCUGGGCAGAGCAAUUUUCUCGGUGGUCAUGUUUAUCAGGCUGCCAGUAUAAAAACACUUUUGACUGAAGCUGUACUAAAAAGUCAUCCUGUUUCUUCUAGGAAUUGCUAGUUUUCAAGUUGCAGGUGGGCUUUCUGACAUUUGGGUUUCUGACUGUCUGGGAGGUGUUUCCAUUUCUCUCCACUUAGGUAUGGAAUAAGACGUAAAAAUUAACUUUUAUCUUGGUUAGGAUAGCUUUACCUUAAGAUAGUUUUACCUAAAGCGUUAUGAUAAUUACUGUAUUUAUUAUGGAUUAGGUGUUGGCACUGGAUAGCUCUUUUGGGGAAACGUGUUGUUUCUCAUAUUUCAAUAUAUAUAUAUAUAUUUGAAUUUCCUUUAUGCUGUAAUAGUUCCCAAAAGGGAAACUGUGCUUCCUUCAGCUCUUCUUUCAGUGAGAAAGAUAAGCUUUCAAAUAAUCUGCAACUACGAAGGAUGCUUACUACUUCAGCUUUAUUACUGAUACAUGGGAAGAAUAUAACUUUUAACUAAAAGACUUUUAUUUGGAUUUACAGAAUUUGUAAAGGUAUGUUAGCCAUACUGUGUACUUUGUAAUAGGCUAAUGGGAAAAUAUCUUUAGUAGUUGUAAUUUUGGUUCUUAAUGCUGAAUGCAUCUCCUAACUAAAUUAUUGAGAUUAUUUUAAUUAGUAUCCAGCUGUGUUGGACUGGGGCUAAGGCAUAGUUGAUUUCCCUAACAAUCUAUCUAGGAUGUAAUUGCUUAAAAAUAGGCAGCUCCUAAUGGAGGCACCUAACUGUGGUAAGAAAUGGCACAGCUUUUGGCAUCUGGUUGACCUCUUCUUAAAGCAUUUUCCACAAAAGCGUGGCUUCAUUUUGCUCUGCUGAAUCAGUGCAGGAGUCCUGCAAGUGAGUCCGCAGAGUGCUGGCAGUAACGUCUGCCUGUUUCAGCUCUUAAGUAGAUGCAUUGCCUGGAGCUCGCAAAUGGGCUUGCCAAGAGAAAGCAUAGGACCCAGGUGUAUAGGCUCCAGAAAUGGGGCCGAUACAUUGAGUAAGGGACACCAAAGAGCAUCCCACAGCCAUGGGUCCCCAGCAGUGCAGGAGUUGUCAGGGUAUGCCAUGCUUCCCUUCUGGCCUGCUGUGUAGGCGCCUCUUUAAUGAUUAAUCUGUGUGAUGGUUGCCUAACAAAACAUCAGUUCUGUAAAAGGAAGUGGCUGUAGGUUGUCUUGCAGCUUGAGAAUGGGGGACAAAGGGUGAGAGCCAGGAAACUGGAGUCUGAUUUCUUCCAGCUCUGAAUAAGGCCCAGACUUUGAGGCAGGCCUUACUUGCACAGCCAGUGGAAGGGGAGGAAAGGAAUUAACCUCAUGAAAACCUGUUUUAGGCAAGCUGUUCUUGAGAGAGAAAUAAAGGGUGUAAAAUCUGCUAACUUCUAAUGAGUCCUCUCUAAUAACAAGUAAUGACCAUCGAGGAAUGAUGGCAGGAAAACAGUAAAGAAUACAGUCAAUAUUAACUGAAAAACUACGUGCCAAAGCAAGCCCCUGUAGUACUCACAGGCUCUUGGUCUCCUCCCAUCCUCUUCUGUCAAGAUAGGCAAGCUGUGGCAUUCAGCUGGAGUUGUGCUGGACUUGUUAGUCUCACCUGUUGUCAUACGUUUUUAAUGGGCUGUUAAGGGAGGUUGUGCUGAAGUACAACAUGUGGUAAGGUGAUGUGUGAACAGAUGAGUCUUGGUUGUUCUGAUACAAUGCCACUUCUCCCUUUACUCCUUGCCCGACCUGAGAGAAAAUCCAUGCUUUGUUUGAGAUGACCAUAAUACAUGUUCUAUUUAGCAGAAACAAUGAAAACUGAUUUAUUUUUUUUUUGACAGAAGGAAAGGCUUUGGUGACAACUGGAGUGACAAAUUUGAAGUUAGAUGAUGCAUUAUAAAUGCCUGUUUUUCUGAAAGACAAUAUUGUCUUUUGGGGAAUAUAGUACACUCCUGGGGUGUUGGAGUUCAGCUAAUUCCCAAAGCUUGAAUUGCACUAGGAAGUGUGGGACCACAGAUUUAGUGCAAGGAAUGAGGAUUGGGAGGGGCUACGGUGUACUUUAGUAAUUAUAGCGAGUCUAAGCACUCUUCUGAAGAUGGCUUUGUCUUUGUAGACAAUGUGGAAAGUUUCAGCUCAAGCAGGCAUAUUACCCUGAACUUGACUUCACGUUACAUCCAUCUACACGUUGGGUGACUUUCCAACAAAUACUAUUUUGUGCUCAUAGGGCAUAUUAGCCCAACUUUUAGAACCUGGUGACCAUAGUAGUCAUCAAAACCAAGAGCGGAAAAAAAAAGACUCUUCAUAUUCUUAGCUCUCCUAUUAUUUUGAAUCAACUUGUUCUGGAAAUUAAUUUCAUCAAAUUUGCAUUUUCUUCCUCUCUUCAUUAUGAGAUCACUAGCAAUGUGCGUGCAUCAGCCUGCAUUGUCUACAGUGGAUGCUCCAAAGUGAAAUUCAGCUUUGUUCCUGGACACCCUCUGCAGACCUCUAUGCCAGCAUAAAGCCAAUGAAAACAUAACAAGCCUAGUUCACAAAAUAUUACAGAAACCCAGCUUUUUUUUUUUUUUUUUUUUUUUUAAACAGGUAUAUAAAGAAGUUGCCCACAAUCUAAAGCUAGAGACAAGGAGCUGAUAGAUUUAGUAGACUUCUGAGGGUUGCUCUGCGCAGAGGGAAGUGAUUCAUUUUUAACUUCUAAUUCUAGGACCAGCUUCUAUGUGAGCACAGAUAAUCCUUUUUGAGAACUGAUCCUGUUACCUUUUAUCUGCUUGGCAAAAUUUGGAAAGUCCGUACUCCAGCCUUGCCCAUUGCUGUUGGUUCUGGUAUUCUGGUUGUCGAAUUGCAGUUCUGAACGAGCUAACCUUUCAUGUUCACCCACCCCUAUUUUUUUGCUUGCACAUGGUGCAUCUGGAGCUUCAGGUACUAAGUAAACAUUUCCAUGUGUCACACCUCACUAUUUCUGCUUUUGUUGAAGUAUGUUUGGGUCAUCCCCUUUUUCAGAUGAUCAGUGUAAACAGCUUGUAGAGAAUAUCUGCUGUCAGCUUAAUAUAUUCUCCUUUUGAACUGUAAGCAAAACCUCAGCCUUGAUUAGAUGAUAAAACCUACCUGAGGCAUGCAUGUGCAGCUUGUUUUAUAUUCAUGUGUGAAAACUGAUGACAGAUCAAAGGCUAAAGGAAUAACGCGGGAAGAGUUUCAGCUGAAAGAAGUCAAUUACUGGCCCAGAGAAGUGGGGAACUCUUACCUUGGAGGGGAGGGGGAGAAAAACUAUGGGGAGGCAAAGGUCUUCAGAGUGCUGUAGUGUUCAGGAAGGGGGAUUUUUGUAUGGAUCUGGUGCUGUAGCCGAUGCUUGAGAGAGAUUUCAGUGGUCAAAGCUGGGGCAGAAUUAUGCGAGCAGAGUGCUAAAGCAAGUGGCAGGGCAAGUGGCUGGUUGGGGAGAUAGGGAAAUGGCUGGCAAAAAUCAGAUUUACCUCACUAGAAUUUGGUGGUCAUCAAAAACGUGUAUGAAGAGGAGUGAGGAAUACAAUGGUAGGGCAGCUGAUGCAGGUUUUGCCACGUUUGGAGUAGGUUUGAAGAUACCAGCACAACCAGGAUGCAGUCAGAAGUAGCCAAACACUGGAUGUGGCCAAAUGUGGUUGUGGGUAGAUUCAGGAGCUUGAAUGGAGCAAGAGAAGGGCAAGUUGUAUGGGAGGGAAAGCGAUGGGGAAGAGACAGCAUAAUCAUCAAGGACAAAGAGCUUUCUGUACACAAUGGGCUGAUGUUAGGAGGUCUGGGUGAGGGUGGAGGUAGGUCUAAUAACUGACACACCAGGUGAAGUCGGUGUAGGGGCUUCUACAUGUGUAACAUGGCAAAGGACUGGAGGUCAGCAGACAGGACACAGAAGCUGAUGACAAACACAUUUUUAGAUUAUAGGAAUUAGUGCAAUGGCACAGGAAAGGCCAGCCCUGCCACCCACCCUGAUGCACCAGCCCUGAGAGAAGACUGGCAGUAAGUGUAGGAUGAAAGGGGGGAGAUUCUCACAGGUGUGAGAGGUCAAAAAUGGAGCAUAAUCUUCAACAAUGAGAAGGAAAAUACGUUGGUAGUCUUGUCAAAAAAAAAAAAAAAAGCUUCCCCAGAUGAUGGGGGGAAAAGACAGGAAAUCAGCUGAAACUGAUGCAAGCUAAAGCUGAGGAUGUUGUUUCUGCACAGAAACAGCAUCUGUCCUCUCUUUCCAGUGGUGCAUGAGGUAAUUUAACCUGCUUGAAACUUUGUUCAGCUAAGCUGAUGGAUGCAAGACUGUACUUUAAAAGCCUUGCUAAUAAAAAGUGUAUUUAGUUUGUA
Molecule: messenger RNA, 8661 nt
Organism: Oxyura jamaicensis (ruddy duck)
Lineage: Eukaryota; Metazoa; Chordata; Aves; Anseriformes; Anatidae
Gene: OSGIN2
Product: oxidative stress induced growth inhibitor family member 2
Exons: 6
Coding region: 279-1946 (555 amino acids)
Source: RefSeq, a predicted model, not a curated record